Aethina tumida (small hive beetle) is the source of this 2628-nucleotide messenger RNA. RefSeq names its product ceramide phosphoethanolamine synthase. The transcript is spliced from 5 exons. Lineage: Eukaryota; Metazoa; Arthropoda; Insecta; Coleoptera; Nitidulidae. Gene Ontology annotation, biological process: ceramide biosynthetic process. Gene Ontology annotation, molecular function: ceramide cholinephosphotransferase activity; sphingomyelin synthase activity. Gene Ontology annotation, cellular component: endoplasmic reticulum membrane; Golgi membrane. The coding region runs from base 272 to 1615 and encodes 447 amino acids. The record is from RefSeq and is a predicted model, not a curated record.
AAGUCAAAGCUCGCAUUAAACAACUAAAUGGGAAUAUUGGUGUAAAAACAAAUUAUUUAUAUGCAGUAUGAAUUUGUUCAAGAUAAAUUUUAUAUCAACUUGUACAAAGGAAUUUACGUUGGUGUAAAACUGGCUUACAACGUCACUUAUGUAGGUUAUGUCGUUAAAGUGAUCACAAUCCAGUUCAAAAGCAAAUAACAGUCCAAUUGUGACAAUAAAAAUGAGUAAUGUGAGGAUAUUAGUGUAAAAUUAAUUGUGCUUCCCUAAAAAUAUGGCCGAGAAUAAAUCAGUUUUAGAAUGGACUACACAAGAGACAGCGUUAAUGUUAUUAAAGGAAGAUUUUAGUGAAAAUUCAGUGCAUUUUUUGUGUCACGAAAAUAAAUUGAAUGGAAAAUGUUUGCUAGUACUAAACGACCAAGACUUCACCACAGAACCCCUAGUUAAAUUGCCUUUAAGGGACAGAAAAUAUUUGUACAUCUAUUGUAAAACAUUGCAGAAUAAAAACCAAAACAUCCUCACUGACUUGGGACUGUUAGAAUCACCUCACAUGAGUCUUUAUUCAGGACAUCACAGUUUCAAACAAGAUAGUGAAUAUUGUGAGUCUGAACGAAUAUCACCACCAAUUUCAGAAGAUGGAAGAUCACAAAAGCUGCCUCCAGAAAAAUUAAAAGCCUUUCUUAGUUUUUUGUAUGUUGUUUUUGUUACAUGGAUUACAGCCUUUGUUAUGGUUAUUGUGCAUGAUAGAGUACCUGAUAUGAAAAAGUAUCCACCAUUGCCAGAUAUAUUUUUAGAUAAUGUGCCCCAUAUUCCGUGGGCUUUCGACAUGUGUGAAGUUACUGGAACAGUUUUAUUCACUAUUUGGUUAAUAGUCUUGCUGUUCCAUAAGCAUAGGUUCAUAUUGAUGCGGCGGUUCUUCGCCUUGUCAGGCACUGUGUUCCUCUUGCGCUGCGUCACAAUGCUGAUCACGUCGCUCAGCGUACCCGGCGCCCAUUUACAGUGCGAACCCCGCAACCAUCCCUCGUCCAUGGGCGGCCUCUUCGGCGAUCUGCGCACCAAAAUCUCACAGGCUUACGUCAUAUGGAGAGGCGCCGGCAUGUCCAUACAAGGCGUACGCACCUGCGGCGACUACAUGUUCAGCGGUCACACCGUCGCACUGACCAUGCUCAAUUUCUUUAUUACCGAAUAUACACCAAGUUAUAUAUAUUAUCUGCAUACGCUCUCCUGGAUGAUGAACAUGUUCGGUAUUUUCUUCAUCCUCGCAGCGCACGAACAUUACUCCAUCGAUGUGUUCGUCGCGUUCUACAUCACGAGCAGACUGUUUUUGUACUAUCAUACGUUAUCGAACAAUCAGGCCCUCAUGGCACGCGAUACCACCAGGACGAAAGUGUGGUUUCCUUUGUACUCGUACUUCGAGGCCGGCGUCGAGGGAAUCGUGCCAAACGAAUACGACGGCCCGAAAGACAUAGUUUCUAAUUUGUUCGAGUUCGCUAAGCAAUUGGUGUCGAAUAUCAGAGAAUUGCAUACGAUACUCGCUGCCAAAAGCACAUCGGCCACGUCACAAAUGAUGGAAUCCGUAAUGUGUAAAUUGUGUCCAUCUACAACAAUUUUAUUUUGAUGUUGGCAUUAAGGGGUAACAAAAUAAAUGGGUAUAUUUAUCUUCCAUUCACGAAAUCUUUAAAAAUUUAAAUUGUGUUUAAACCCGUGCAUAUAAACAAAAUAAAGUGGUUGUUAUUUUUAGGAUAAUCCUGAAUGAUUCCAUGUAAUUUUAUUGUCUUCCGGAGCCAUUCAUUUAAAGUGACAAUCUUUAUUUUUUAGUAAAUAUGUUCAUUAAAAAGAUAUUUAUACGAAUAUAUUUUCUUUUUGUAUGUGGUCCAUUGUAAUAUGCUCAAUAACUUAUUUGAAAAUGGUCUAUUAAGUUAAUAAAAAUAUAUUUGUUAUUUAGUUUAAGUAGAAUUUUAACUUUCCAUUUUAAAAACUUCCAUUUUCCGACAAAUUUUAAAUAACUUCCUAUAAUUAUCUAUAUUAUUUUUUACAAAUGAGGCAUAGUCUGAUUUACAAAAUUAUCCUCAUUAAAUUAUACCUUAUAUUAUACCUAUUUAUUUUCCAUAUAAUCUAAAUUAAAAGAUGUGAUAAAUAUUGUAUUUAUACUUUUGUUGACAAUGUUAUUAUUUAUUUAAUAUUUUAAAUAUUAUUUAGUUUUUCAAAAUGGGUUUUUUUAGUUUUCAUCAACCUGCAUGUAUUAUUAGUUAAUUCUAGCAGAGCAAACGCGUUUUAAGUUGCUUAUUAUUUAGAGAAAUGAAGUUAAAACAAAAUGGUAAAAUUGGAUAGGGAAAAGAUAUAUAAACUGUUAACGUUUAAUAAUAUCCAAAGAAAAAUGUAUAGCUGUAUACCAUUGAUUAUUAUUAAUAUUUAUAAAUAAAUUACAUUGUUUAUUGGUACAAAACACCCUUCCUCAUAAUAAAGACAAAAAAUUAAGUAUGUUGUACAUUGACUGUUUCACAAUAUAUGAAUAAAAAUUAAUAUAAAAAUGUUUUUUUAUGUAUUUACUCAUGUAACAAAUGAUACCAAAUAUUUAGUAUUGUUGUUUAAUUUAAGUUUGUUAUUUAAUAAAUAUUUUUAUACUUUGAA